Molecule: messenger RNA, 1347 nt
Organism: Alnus glutinosa
Lineage: Eukaryota; Viridiplantae; Streptophyta; Magnoliopsida; Fagales; Betulaceae
Product: zinc finger protein CONSTANS-like
Exons: 2
Coding region: 360-1172 (270 amino acids)
Molecular function (GO): zinc ion binding
Source: RefSeq, a predicted model, not a curated record
AGUCAUCCAUGACGUGGCCGAGUUCCAGUGGAUUAAAUAAUCAGGAGUUGUGGCCUUUGCGCGCAGUGAAUACAAAUUAUACAAUUAGGUCUAGGUACGGCCCCCUAGUUGAUAAGUCGUCUCGAAAAAGCAACAACUUCGAAGGGGGAGCUGGGUAAAGAUAUGUUUUUUCACUUCGACCUGCAAAAAGACGAAACCACCCCGUAAUGUGCAGCCCAAUUAGUGAAAAUCACGUAAUUAAAAUCGAAAAGCGAGGGCGGUUCCAUAAAACACUGCAACUUGCUCUUUGCUUUCUCUACCCCUCUUAUUUCAAGCUCUGAUAGAGAGAAAGUCGGAGAGAAUAAAGAAAGAGAGAGAAGAUGAAGGGGUGCGAGCUCUGUGGGAACGCGGCGAGGAUGUACUGCGAGGCGGAUCAGGCUAGCUUGUGCUGGGGCUGCGACGAGAAAGUGCACUGUGCGAACUUUCUGGUGGCGAGGCACUCCAGGAGCCUGCUUUGCCAUGUGUGCCAGUCUCCGACUACAUGGAAUGCCUCGGGGCCCAAGCUCACUCUCACCGUCUCAGUCUGCGACGGCUGUGUCGAGAGCCACCGCAGACCGAUCUGCAACGGAGAGGAUGAGGCUGUAGUGCUGAGCGAUGAUGGUGGUCAUGAUGACGAUGAUGAAGAUGAAGGAGAUUAUAGUUUUGGUGAGUAUGAGGACGAGGACGAGGACGAGGAUGAAGGCGAGGAUGAGGAUGAGAAUGAGGAUGGGGAGGGAGAGAAUCAGGUGGUUCCCUGGUCUUCUACUUCUUCGGAGCCGCCGCCGCCUCCGGCGAGUUCUUCUGGUAGCGAGGAGGAUGAGGAGGAGCCAUCGACUGCUAUUUCGACAUUGAAGCGGACGCGAGAGCAUACGGAUCUCGAUUCAGAUGUGAGUGAUGAGAUCGGAUGCUCCUCUUCUAUAAUGGCCUCUGGAGCAUUAGCAAGUGAGGAAGCGAGCUAUUCGGGCUCAACCAGAGCUACGAAGCAGCGAAGAAUCGCCGAUGCGAACAAACCAGAGAGACUUCCAGAAGAGUCAAGAUCGACGGCGAUCAUAAGCUCGCUCAGAAGACUCCAAAACGACAGGAUCGUAGACGAUGACGACGCGGCCGCUACGGUUCUUGGGAUUUGCAAGCUGAGCAGAGACCACAGCCGUUGAUUUGUGGAUCUUUUUCUUUUCUUUUUCUUCUUUUUUUCCUUCCCUACUUAUUAUUCCCAACCACAGAAUUUGAGGUAGUUUUUCCCUUAGCUUGUAUGAGGCUUGUGAGUUAGUGGAUUUUUAUUUUUAUUUUGUAACCUAAUAUUCCUUUUGUGUUUAUUGGCAUCAUUUGCAA